Messenger RNA from Labrus mixtus (cuckoo wrasse), 2332 nucleotides. It is a transcript of the gene stra6l, whose product is annotated as STRA6-like. The transcript is spliced from 18 exons. Gene Ontology annotation, cellular component: plasma membrane. Gene Ontology annotation, molecular function: retinol transmembrane transporter activity; signaling receptor activity. The coding region runs from base 296 to 2257 and encodes 653 amino acids. The record is from RefSeq and is a predicted model, not a curated record. Gene Ontology annotation, biological process: vitamin A import into cell. Lineage: Eukaryota; Metazoa; Chordata; Actinopteri; Labriformes; Labridae.
UGUGUGUGUGUGUGUGUGUGUGUGUGUAGUGAAAACAAACAGAGAGAGAGCUUAAGCAAAUGCAUGGGGAAUAAAAAAACUGAGGCAGAAGAAAGAAGAAACAGAGGACAGUCAAAUUGUGACGGUUUUAGUGGCAAGACUUUUAAUUUAAUUUGUGGAGUCAGUUAAUGUGUGAGUCACAUCAUGUGAUUGAAACCCGGAAACGGAGAAGUGGUCAGCCAUCAGCCGCUUCCUUCAUCUCGACAGUCGAGCAGAUUGGAAGCUUUGAAGGCGUCAGUGAAGCGACUCACAGACGAUGAUAAGAACAAGCCGAGGGGAUCAUGAGGUCUCCACCAUCCAGGAGGACUGUCAGAAUGGGAUCUCUAUCGACCUCUUCCUGCAUGUUUCACUCAUACCUGCAGUGCUCAUCACUGGGGUGCUCUCGGUCCUGCAGAAAAGAGCACAGAGGCUGACCAUUGACAACACGUUGCCCUUCCUGAGGGGGCGAUUUGCCAUCGUGGUGCCUUUUGAUACAAUCGGCAGCCUCAGCAAUCGUUGGUCGUAUGGCUUUGCUUUUGGUGCCGUGUCGUCCAGCGUCCUGCUGCUCUUCUCUGAACGUUACAUCCCGUUCAUCGUCCCCAACUGGGCCAAAGCCAUAGUGAUUCUGAUUGGAGCUUUAGAGGUGGGCCUCGUCUAUUUCCCGUUCUUUGCUUGCCUGUCCACACCUUUCCGAACGCCCGGGGCGGUGCUGGGAAUACUCUACUCUCUGGCCUGGAUCACAAUCACAGUCUGGGAUACUUUCACCUGUCCCAGUGGUGAGAUUCUAGGAAAAUACCAGAAGAUCAUCUCCCAGUGGCCAUGCCUCCUCUCCCUCGUCUUCCUUCUGGGUCGAUUUAUCUACAUGUUGGUGAAAGACGUUCGGAUACAUCUGCAACUAGAACAAGAGGACCCUGAAGAGCUGAUAGGCCAGCACCAGGUGCAGCAUGUCAGGAGUCUGCUGAGGAAAGAACCUGCACAGAAUAAGCCCCUCAGCUGGUUCCAGAGACGAGUUUAUGAAUGGGACCCAAACUUCAAGUUCCCAAACAGGAUCAUCGGCACCGUCAUUAUAUCCCUCAUAGGCCUUUAUAUGAUGACCCUUGCAGACUACAGCCUCAGUAAUGUGGCUUUUGACCAGGUAGAAAGGUACAAGAACACACUGCAAUACCUGGUUACUUCCUGUAACCAGACUGAAGCUCUGGGAGCCAUGAUACCACAGCUGGAAGAAUUCAUCGACGUGGCGAGGAAGUCAUGGCUCGCUACCACCAUCUUUGCCAGUCUCAACUCUGUGGCCUACACCUUCCAUGUCUUGGCAUGUUACAGGAAACACCUGAAGAGACUGUGGAGAGGACAGAAGGGUUUUCUCCCAGAGAAGUUUCACAACCCCAGGUCUGCUGUCAGCGUAGCUUCUAUUGCAAGAUACUCCGGGUGGCAAAUUGCGUUUACACUCUGGGGCUACCUCAUCGUCCAUUUUGUGCACUUCUUGUUCGCGCUGCUGUUCGUCUAUGUGCUUGUUCUUCCAAUACAGCACGGACAAGUACUGAGCAUGCUCAGAAACUUAGGGAUCAUAUUUCUGACCAUAGCCCUGGUGAUCGGCCUGGUGAUUCUUCAGGUCGUUCUGGUUCAGAUCUUCUUCCUUCAGGACAAAAUGUCUCCGACUGAUAAAGAGAAACCUCUCGCUCUCAACAACAGGAAAGCCUUCCACUGCUUCAACUACUUCUUCUUCUUCUACAACGUGGUGAUGGGGAUCAGUAACUGCAUACUGAGGUUACUUUUCAGCAUAAUGGCGGGAACAUGGCUGGUGUCCCGCAUCGACCGCACUAUUAUGCAGAGAGGAUAUGAAACCAUGGAUGCUGGCUACAGCACUUGGAUCGGGAUGAUCUUUGCUGACCACUAUCAUAACAAUCCAGUCAUGGUGUGUUUCUGCCAACUGCUGGUCUCCAACACGCUGGAAAAACAUGCAGCGUCAGUGUACUCCACGUUCAACAACUCGUCACCUGAGCCCCCUGUGAACAGCCCGGCCAGGAGGCGUUGGAUGCUGUUUUAUACUUUGCUGAGGAACCCUCGUCUGAUCCUGCUCAGAAAGCACCACCUCGCCUCAUCUUCAUCACUUCAGAUAUCGUCCUCUCCUCUGUCAGAGACAGUCGUACAUGCUUGGGUCAUGGCCUCUCAAACACAGAUUCACCCGGCAGAAUCACGCUCACCAGUGGAGAUCACAAUCACGCCAGCUGAAGACUGCUGAAGAAACAUUUCCAUAUACUCUUAUACUGCUGAAAAAACGUGAGCUUUGUUAAAGUUUAUGUGGGGUGGCUCUCCA